Molecule: messenger RNA, 1575 nt
Organism: Fusarium vanettenii 77-13-4
Lineage: Eukaryota; Fungi; Ascomycota; Sordariomycetes; Hypocreales; Nectriaceae
Exons: 4
Coding region: 1-1575 (524 amino acids)
Biological process (GO): transmembrane transport
Molecular function (GO): transmembrane transporter activity
Source: RefSeq, a predicted model, not a curated record
AUGGAGAAGCCAGAAGUUGAGCAUCUCUCCAACGACGAAAAGUCUGUCGGGCCUCGUGUAGUGGACAAGUUUCCCGUCGAGGCUCGAGCUGAAGCCGGAGUGCUUCUCAAUGUUGAGCGAGCUGAUGGGACCUCUCUUCGUCUCGCUGAGGAUGGACAUACCGUACUUUUGCCUCAGCCAACCGACGAUCCCGACGAUCCUCUGAACUGGUCAUCCACGAGGAAGCAUCUCAUUCUCCUCGUGGUGGCUUGGGCUGCCCUCACUUCAGACUUUACAUCGGCCGCUGGCAGCGCUCCAGUCAUUCUGCAGGCGGAAGAAUGGCACAGGUCUCCCAAUUCGAUCAACCAGAACAACAGUAUCAACGUCCUCAUGAUGGCUAUCGGCGGCUUGAUCUGGGUUCCCAUGACUUCCAUCAUCGGACGAGCGCCAACCUUGUUCUGGUCUACCUUCUUCGGCCUCAUAUUCUCCAUCCUUUCCUCUGUGGCUACCAACUUUGAGAUGUUUCUUGCCGUGCGAGCUGUACAAGGCCUCUUCCUGACGUCUGGUCAAACAAUCGCCAUCGCCUUCAUCAAGGACGUCUUCUUCUUCCACGAGCGAGCUCGAAAGAUUGGCCUAUGGGCUCUCAUGUAUAUCACUUCUCCUUACUGGGGUCCAUUGAUCGCAUACUUUGUCGUUGGCGCUACCCUCCAAUGGCAGGAUGCAUUUUGGCUAGGAGUCGGAGUUACUGCCAUCAGCUUGGUUCUUAUCCUGGCCUUUCUCGAUGAGACGUGGUAUAACCGUGACCUUCCCAUGUCCGAACAACCGCCCCGCGGCAAGGGUUUUGGUUCUCGACUUCUUCGACUCACUGGUGUUUGGCAGCUGAAGCAUCGCUCUACAUACUUUGAGACUGUUUUCAAUGCCAUCAAGAGAGUCGUGCAAAUCUUAUCAAAGCCCAUCAUUCUCCUCACUCUGUUUGCCUACUUCCUCAGCUUUGCGUGGGUAAUCGGCAUCAACAUUUCGACCGCCAUCCUCUUCGGUCUCCCCCAAGAGGUGGGUGGCUACGGUUACGGCUUUAAUGGGCUGGCACUCCUACACUUUGCUCCGAUUAUUGGCGUUUUCUUGGCCGAGGGAUUUGGUCACUUCUUCAACGACUAUCUUACUCGACGCUACGUCGGAAAGCACAACGGUGUUUUUGAACCCGAAGCUCGCCUCGUCACCAUCUACAUCUCCUCUAUUCCCAUGAUUGGUGGCUUGGUCUUGUUGGGACAGGCCUUGGCUAAACACCUCUCCGUUGCUGCAAUCGUCGUGGGAUGGGGUAUGUAUAGCUUUGGAAUCAUGCUGAUGUCUGUGGCGGUCGCGGCAUAUCUCCUGGAUGCAUACCCAUCUGCUCCUGCAGAGGUCUGUGGUUUGACUAAUGUAUUUCGAGCUCUGAGUGGUUUCAGUGUUGCGUAUUACCAGCAGGAGUGGGGAGCCAAGGCUGGGUAUGAUGUGAGCUUCGGGACUCAGGCCGCGAUUGUAGCUCUAAGUAUGAUUCUAAUUGUCCUUGUGCAUCGGUAUGGCCAUGGCCUUCGCCUGAAAUAUGGCCAAGUUAGGUAA